AUGUUCUCUCACUGGAAUUUUAUCCUGCUGUUCGCACAACUUACCACCACACUAGCAUUUCCAAAAGUGCAAAAAAUCAACGAACGACCCAUUAUUGGUAAGGUGUAACUAUUAAUAUUAUUUACAGAUAGCUUAUAUAUGAUAGGUGUAUUGUGAUGUUUACCCAGUCAUAUUACAAUUUUUUAAAUGAAUGGCCUUAUUAGUUGUGACUAUUUGUGUACUUAGAAUGUUAUAUUUUGCAGUACAUUAGCAUUAAAAUGGUUAAAGGAAACCAAGAGACAGAAAUCAAUCCCCUGGUUUUUCAAUACACUAUAUAGCUGAUGUAUAUAAAAAAAAUAGAUAUUUACCAUCAACGUUGUCUAGCUGCACUACUGAGGUAGACUGACUGCAUCUAUAGACAAGAAUAGAUAGGUCUAUCAAGUGAGAAUUCAGAUUUAAUUUAAAGGGACACUAAAGUCACCAAAACAGCUUAAUGAAGCCGUUUUGGUGUAUAGAUCAUGUCCCUACAGUCUCACUGCUCAAUUCUCUGCCAUUUAGGAGUUGUGUCACUUUGUUUAUGCAGCCCAAAUCACACCUUCCUAUAUGUGACUUGCACAGCCUUCCUAAACACUUCCUGGAGAGUCAUCUAAUGUUUAUCCUUCCUUUAUUGCAAAUUCUGUUCAAUUUAAAAAACAUCUUAUCUCCUGCACAGUUAAUAUCUUGCUAGACCCUGCAGAAGCCUUCUGUAUGUAAUUAAAUUAAAGCAGGAGAUAAAAACUUUUAAAGUAAGUUACAUCUGAUUGAAAGUGAAACCAUUUUUAUUCAUGCAGACUGUGUCACUCACAAUCAGGAGAGGUGUGGCUAGGGCUGCAUGGACAGGAACAGAAGUGAUGUAACUCAUAAAUGGCAGAGAAUUGAGCAGUGAAACUUCAGAAUCAUUAUCUAUACACCAAACCUGUUUCAGUAAUCUAAAGUUGUAUUGGUGACUAUAGUGUCCCUUUAAGCGUGAAAAAGACAAACUGGAACUAUUCUCUUAUCUGCUAUGCUUUACCUUACAUUUGAAAUUCACUUUGUAUUCUCACUUUAGUAAAUAAAUCUGUAUGUGAUUAGAUUUUAUGUCAUAAACUCUUGUCAAGCAGGAUCUAUGGGUGCUUGUGAGCUUCUAUGUGUGUCUUUGUUUGUUUUAUUUCUAUGAACAUUUAUAUAAUUAGGUGAUUAGACUGUAAGUUAUAGCCACUCCAGGCUAUGCAUUAAUUGAGAUCUCUGAACAAGUUUUGCAUAAUGAAUUUUUAUGAAAAUGUUUAUCUGUUUCAGGAAUCUUAGCACAAGAAGUUACUGAUAAAGUCUUCUUCCCAUUUGGUAAAACAUACAUUGCAGACUCGUAUGUUCACUUUCUGGAAUCAGCUGGCUGUCGGGUUGCACCAAUCCGGUGAGCAUAAAAUACACAAAUAUAUCCAUCCAUCUCUUUUUUUUCAUCUAUAUAUUUAACCCCUUAAACGACCUAGGACGGUUAGGACCGUCAUCUGCAUUUUUGCGUUGCCAACCGCUGACGGUCUUGAACCGUCCUAACGGUCCAAUGUACUUACCCGAUCGCCAUCGUUCCCCCAGCGGCGAUCAGCGGUGCUCCCGGUGUGGGGAGACUGCCUGCAGCCCAGACAGUCUCCCCAUGGCUGAUUAGGACCCCUGGGGCCAUGUGAUCGCUCAACAGAGCGGUCACAUGGUCACAAUAGGUGUUCUAGUGUCUGCCUGCAGGGGGACUGUCUGUGCUGACAGGCAGUCUGCCUGCAGGGGGACUGUCUGUGCUGACAGGCAGUCUCCCUGCAUGUGUAAAAUGAAAUUUAAAAAAAUAACUGUUAAUGUUAAUUAAAAUAAAAAAUAAAAAAUAAAUAUAUAUAUAUAUAUAUAUAUAUAUAUAUAUAUCUCAUGUCAUAUUAAGUGUAUUUUUAUAUUAAUAUGUACUUAUAUUAAUAUAAAAAUACACGUAUAAUUAAAUUACACAUGUGUGUAUAUAUAUAAUAACUAUAUAUAUUGUGUGUGUGUGUGUAUGUAUAUAUAUAUAUAUAUAUAUAUAUAUAUAUAUUAUAAAAUACAAAUAAUAAGUAAAUUAAAUUAAAAAAAUUAAAAAUAAUAAUACAAAUUUAAAUAAAAUUAUAUAUGAAAUUUUAUCCUAACUGUAUUUUGAUAUUAAAAUAUAUAUAUUUAUAUCAAAAUACACUUAGAAUGAAAUUGUAUAUAUAUCUAUGGAUAUAUAAAUAAAUAAAAAUAAUCCGAAAUAUACAUAUGUCCAUGUGCAAAAUUACAUAAAUAAUUAUAUAAAUAUACACGUAGACUUCAAAUAUAUAAAUAUGCAUAUGUAUUUAAAUUCUACGUGCAUAUUUAUGUAAUAUUUUUACAUAAUUAAGUAAUUUUAUUAAUUGCAAUUUGAGGGACCUGCCAACCCAGGCCAAAAGUCCAGAGAAUUUAAUUUGCUAGCACCGUAUUUUACCUUGUAACUUUCUAUGACACCCUAAAACCUGUACAUGGGGGGUACUGUUUUACUCGGGAGACUUCAAUGAACACAAAUAUUAGUGAUUCAAACAGCACUUUUACUGAUGAUAUAAUUGUUGUGAUACAUAUUCCUGUUUUGAAACACUAAUAUUUGUGUUCAGCAAAGUCUCCCGCGUAUAACAGUCCCCCCAUGUACAGAUUUUAUAGCGUUUUUGAAUGUUACAGGGUCAAAUAUAUGGUUCAAAUAUUUUUACAUUGAAAAUGGCCAGGUUGGUUAUGUUGCCUUUGAGAGUGUAUGGUAGCCCAGGAAUGAGAAUUACCCCCGUGAUGGCAUACCAUUUGCAAAAGAAGACAACCCAAGGUAUUGCAAAUGGGGUAUGUCCAGUCUUUUUUAGUAGCCACUUAGUCACAAACACAGGCCGAAAUUAGCGUUCAAUUUAGUUUUUUACUUUUUUCACACACAAACAAAUAUGAACGCUAACUUUGGCCAGUGUUUGCGACUAGGUGGCUACUAAAAAAGACUGGACAUACCCUAUAUUGAAUAUCCUGGGUUGUCUACUUUAAAAAAAAUAUGUACAUGUGGGGUGUUAUUCAGAGAUUUAUGACAGAUAAUAGUGUUGCAAUGUCACUAUUGAUAAAUUUGAAAAAAAAUUUGUUUUGAAACCGCAAUAUCCUACUUGUACCUAUAGCCCUAUAACUUGCAAAAAAGCAUGUAAACACUGGGUAUUUUUAAACUCAGGACAAAAUUUUGAAUCUAUUUAGCAGUUCUUUUUCAUUCGCUCUUGUAGAUGAGUAAAAGAUUUUUCAAAUAAAAGUCAAAAAACAUGUAUUUUUUUUCCAAUUUUUCAUCAUAUUUUUAUUAAAUUACAUGAGAUUAUAUAAAUAAUGGUGUGUAAAGAAAGCCUUUUUUGUCCUGAAAAAAACAAUAUAUAAUUUGUAUGGGAACAGUAAAUGAGAGAGCGGAAAAUUGCAGCUAAACACAAACACCACAAAAGUGUAAAAAGAGGCCUGGUCGCAAAUGUACAACAUCGCAAAAACAGUCCGGUCCUUAAGGGGUUAAAUACAUGUUUUUUUGUUUUUUUUUGUGUGUGUGUGUUAUGUAAAUACAUUUAUCAAUUUUAAUAGCUGCAUAGGUGACAAGACCUCUUUCUGAAUUGCAUUGUAUGAAUUGAUCAUUCAUGCAGUGAAAGAUCAGACAUUGUGUUUCUGUAUAGCAAUAUUUGUUUUGUCUUUGUCUAGUCAUUCAUGUAAGUGCCUGUUUGCCCAUUUUGGUAACUUGUGAUGGUGGGUCUGGGUGAUGUUAUACAUUUAGACGUGUAGCGGGAAUCUGAGUUUAAUUGCAAACAGGUAGGACUAGUGAUGUCUAGGUAGGAGCUUAGGGUAUAUAUAGCGUGCUGCACUGAUUGCUUCUUUAAUUAAUUAGGACAAUGAAAGAUCCAUGAAAGAGGUGGAUUGUCUUGGUUCUCCCUUCCGCACGAGUCAGUCCAAGAACGAAUGCACCGAGGCCAGGGUACAUGUAAAACAUACUGGCACAUUAUUUAUUAUUAUCAUUUAUAUAGCGCCAACUUAUUCCGCAGCGCUGUACAAUAUUAUAAAGAGAACAUUUUACAAUAAAUGAGACAAUUUUAAAAUGUUACUGGAACAAUAGGUUGAUGAGGAGCCUGCUCAAAUGAGCUUACAUUGAUUGCUUUAGGCUUGUUUUAGAUAUAAGGUAGUGUCAUUAUACAUUAGUACUUUGUACUGACUUCUCCCACCAUUCCACUAAUUGCAAGUAAAACCGUUCCACUUUAAAGCCUUAAGGACACAACUUCUGGAAUAAAAGGGAAUCAUGAUGGAAUAUUUCCGUCAUGUGUCCUUAAAGGACCACUCUAGGCACCCAGACCACUUCAGCUUAAUGAAGUGGUCUGGGUGCCAGGUCCCUCUAGGAUUAACCCUUUUUUUUAUAAACAUAGCAGUUUCAGAGAAACUGCUAUGUUUAUAAUAGGGUUAAUCCAGUCUCUAAAGCCUCUAGUGGCCGCUAGAGGCGUUUGCGUGCUUCUCACUGUGAAAAUCACAGUGAGAAGACGCCAGCGUCCAUAGGAAAGCAUUGUAAAUGCUUUCCUAUGAGACUGGCUGAAUGCGCGCGCGCAGCUCCUGCUGCGCUUGCGCAUUCAGCCGAGGAGGCGGAGAGGAGGAGGAGAGCUCCCCGCCCAGCGCUGGAAAAAAGGUAAAAAAGGUAAGUUUAACCCCUUUCCUCGCCAUCCAGCCCUGAGGGGGCACCCUCAGGGCACUAUAGUGCCAGGAAAACGAGUAUGUUUUCCUGGCACUAUAGUGGUCCUUUAAGGGGUUAAAGCCAGGUGCCAUGUUUGGCAUGGUAUAUUGAAUACUCUAUCUUUAAGGUUCACUACCUUUCAGAAAUGACAACAUAGCCCUCUGUAAGUAAUAAACUUUCAGAUAUACACUGCUUGUCAAAUGACUAGUGAUGUAUAAGCAGCAUUUUAUAUUUCGAAUACAUAUCCAUGUCAUCAGUGCAGCUAUGGCUGUUGGGAAGUGAAGGAGAUUGAAUCGUUAAUGGAAUUUAAUGGAUCUAUACUGAAUGUCCAACCACAUUGCUUGGUUUAUUGGUCUAGCCACUGAGAUGUAGAAAUACAAUGGUCUACUUAUUGAUUACCAUAGCCCUUAAGUGUGUCUCCGGAUCACUCCUAUCCUGUAAUAAUAAAUAUUUCCUCCAAUAUAUUUCAGAUUAAAUUUGAAUGAAGACGAAUAUGUAAAGAUUUUCAAGUCUAUCAAUGGGUAAGUUGCACACACGUCUUUUAAAUAUCAUCCUAUUUUAAGGUUUUAUCUCUUAAUAUGCAUAAAACAACCUAUUUAUGUUUCUACACAGCAAUAUAUAAUGUCUCUAUGUCCAGCUCUGUAAAUGGUAGACUGUAUAAAAUAACGAAAAACGUAGAUGGAGGGGGACAAAGAAAAAUAGAAAAUGUGGCAAAGGGUAGUUUUGGUGUAAAGAGCCUGUCUCAGCACCCUCUCCUUUGUAAUUGCUGCCUUUUAUUUGAUAAGGCAGUGUUUACAUGUAUCCAUAAGAAACCCACUAGUGACUGGCACCCAGAUAACCACAAGAGUUGCUUCCUCCUUGCAGUCACUCUGGUUCAAAGAGGUUCCCUGUCUCUGUCACCUGCAUAUAUGUAUUCAUGAUGAAAGUUAACAAAACACUUCAGCUAUAAUCCUAUCACCUGAACGACAUGUCCAACAGAAGCGUCAUAGUAGUAGGCCAUUUCCUUUGGUUGCGGCCAAGUAUACGCGCGAUAGAAUUAUGAAUUAAAGUGACACUAUAGUCACCAAUACAACUUUAGCUUAAUGGAGCAGUUUUAAUGUAUACAUCAAGACUCCAAGGUUUCACUACUCAAUUUAGGUGUUAAAUCACUUUUGUUUCUGUCCAUGCAGCCCUGACUGUGACUCACAAUGCCUGUUUAGAAAACAAUUUGUUUCAUUUUCAAUCAGAUGUUAACUUGCUUUAGAAGUUUUCAUGUCUUGCUCUGUAAAUUGAAUUGUAAUCACACUACAGGAGGCUCCUGCAAGAUCUAGAAAUCUAACACUUAAACACACUGUGCAAUAAAGGAAGUAUAAAUGUUAGAUCUCAUUAGAUCAGGAAGUUUUUAAGAAGGCUGUGCAGUCACAUGCAGGGGGUGUGACUAGGGCUGCAUAAACAAAGUGAUUUAACUCCUAAAUGGCAGAGAAUUGAACAGUGAGACUGCAGGAGCAUGAUCUGUACACUAAAACAGUUUCUUUAAAGGAACACUAAAGUGUCAGGAAUACAAAUGUUUAAAAUAGAUGUUUAGGUUCCCAGCCCCUCUUGCCCCCUGUUAAAAAGGUCAUUACAUACCUAUUUUCAGCACCAUGUGAGUCUCCUCGCUGUUGGCCACACUACCGCUUCGCCUCCUUGGCUGAGAUCGUCAAGAUUUACAACCUCUGCCAAUCCAAUGCUUUCCAAUAGAAAAACAUUGGCAGGCUGUUGUGCAUGCGCGCCAAAACACCAACCUGCGUAAUUCAGCAUCUCCUCACAGAGAUGCAUUGAAUCAGUGCAUCUCUAUGAGGAACAUUCAGCGCCUCCAUUCUCUGUAAAGACCGUGUUUACAUUAAAAAGCCUGUAAGGCUUGGCAGUAGACUCCAGAACAACUACAUUAAGCUGUAGUGGUUCUGGUGACUAUAGUGUCCCUUUAAGAUAUCAAUGGAGUUUUGGUAGCCGUGACUGCUAUGAGCUUAGGCAGCAGAUUACUUUAUCUUCAUUUAUCUUUUUAAUAACAAUUGUGGGAACAUCAUGAUUGACUCAGACAGUUGCGAGUUGGGAGACACUGGGAGUUCCUCUGUUUUUUUAAUUUUAUAUUUAUUUUGUUUUCACAUUUAUAAACUAUAUAAUGCAAGAUAAUGUGGAUGAACGCCAGCCUUUUAAUAUGUUGAUAAUUUACUAUUUCUCGUUUAUUUAGGGGAGACCUCUUGUUUUCUGAUGUAUUUUCUGGCAGUUUUAUUGAAUUCAUAUAAAUACUAAUGUAAAUGUUUUCUGGGUUUUACAUUUCCCAAGUGUCCUAUUUCCCGGAGGAGCUGCUGAUCUCCUGACUUCCGACUUUGCAAGAACAGCAAAAAUAUUUUACAAACUGGCUAUUGAGGUGAGCACUUGAAUGGAGGCUAAAUAUUACGCAAUGCAAUUUAAACUAUGUUUCUGGCAAGUCCCUGCUUGCUAACUUCUCAGCAAUUUGCAUAAGUGAAGAAUAUUUUAUAUUCAGGUAUAAUUUAACUGAAAACACAUCUUCUUAGAGUUCUGACUUAUAGUAUUGAGGGAAUGGUGCGGGCUAAGAAAUAACUUGGAGUGUUCUCAUAUGUUUAUAUGGUAAUUUAACCUAAUAUAAUAUUCUAUCAGAUUAAUGACGAUAGAUAAAAUAUAGCCAGAUUAGCUUUAUAAAACCACAAUGCCUUUAUCCCUUCAAUUUACUCAAAACUGCUUUAAAUGACCUCCUCCCUUGGGCUUUCACAGUGGGCUAAGUCCCCCACCCAUGUAGCUGGCAAUACUCUUGAUCCUAUUUUCUGUCAUGAAUGUACAAUCUCUAAUCUCUGCAACACUCCAAUUCCUCUCUCAGAUCACCACCUGUUAUAAUUUGCUCUCAAUAGCCCUCUACCCCAUCAUCCUCAAUCUAACCCCCUUCAACUAAGAAGAAAUCUGAAUUCUAUUGACCUCCAGCAGCUGUCAGCUAAUAUUGAUUCCCAACUUCUAUCCAUCCCUACUUUCUCCAUUCCCUUACUGGCUAUCUCAUAUAACACUACCCUCACCUUUGCCCUGGAUUCUGCAGCCCCGCUCCAAACAUGCACCUUGAGGAAGACACGCCCCCAACCUUGGCACACUAAAUUAACACGCUACUUGCAGAGAUGCUCCCAUUCUGCUGAACGCUGCUGGAGGAAGUCACGCACCCAGUCUGACUUCCUCCACUACAAAUUCAUGUUGCACAGCCCUUGCCCUCGCCAAACAGUCAUACUUUCCUCAUACUUUAGCUCAUGCUCCCGCAAUUCCAGAUGUCCUUUUAAUACCUUUAACUCUCUUCUUUGCCCUGCUGUGGCUACCCCCCCCUAAACUAACCUUACAACCGAUAGCUUUGCAUGCUAAUUUACCAACAAGAUUGAACAGCUAAGGAAAGAAUUCUCCCCUCCUUGCUGUUCUCUUUCUCAACCACACGUAGAUCAUGCCUUUCCUACCCUUUAGACUUUCUCCCCAGCUACCGAACAAGAGGUGGCUGCGCUUCUCCUUUCCUCUUGACCCACCACUUGCCCGCUUGAUCCUGUCCCGUCUCACCUUAUCAGAUCUCUCUCCUCGUGUGUUGUGCCUUCCUUAACACUCAUCAUCAACUGCUCUCUCUCUCUCUUCUGGUGUUGUCCCUGCUGCCCUUAAACAUGCUACUGUAGAACCCAUCUUAAAAAAACCAAAAAACAUCUCUUGACCCGUCCUCCCCUUCUAACUAUUGUCCGAUACACCUGCUCCCUUUUUCCUCAAAGCUUCUGGAAAGACUUGUCUUUACCCGUCUGACUUGCUUCCUCAAUUCAAACUCUCUUCUUUACACUUUUCAGUCUGCCUUUUGCCCCCUCCACUCUACUGAGAUUGCUCUUAUUAAAGUCACUAACAACCUAAUCGCAGCUAAAUCCAAAGGGCACUACUCUAUACUAAUUCUUCUUGACCUCUCUGCUGCCUUUGACACUGUUGACCAUGUUCUCCUUCUCCAAACUCUUCAAUCACUCGGUCUCUGUGACACUGUCCUCUCUUUGUUUUCCUCCUAUCUCUCCCAACGCUCAUUUAGUGUCUCCUUUUCUAAUGAUACCUCCUCCCUUCAUCCUGCCUCUGUUGGAGUCCCCCAAAGCUCUGUGCUUGGUCCCCUUCUAUUUUCUCUUUAUACUGCCUCUCUUGGCAAACUUAUUACCUCAUUUGGAUCCCAAUGCCACCUGUACGCUGAUGGCACUCAGAUAUACCUCUCCUCCCCGGACCUCUCCCCUGCCGUCCUGCAACAUGUCACUGCCUUUCUUCCAUCUCUGAUUGGAUGUCCUACCACUUUUUGAAACGCAAUCUCUCUAAAACUGAACUCCUUUUCAUCCCCCUCUUUAGCUCUCCCUUCAAGUGAGUGGUACCGACAUCAGUCCAUCCUUGUAAGUGUGCUAUCUUGGUGUUAUACUUUAUUCUGGCCUCACGUUUGAGCCUCACAUCCAGUCUGUUACCAAAUCCUGUAGAUUCCACCUUAAAAACAUAGCCCGCAUCCGCCCCUUUCUUACACAAGAUGCUACUAAGGAGCUUGUCCGUGCUCUAGUAAUCUCUUGCAUGGAUUAUUGUAACUCUCUCCUAAUAGGUCUUCCCACAAGUCGUAUUGCCCGGCUACAGUCUGUAAUGAAUGCUGCAGCUAUACUUUUUUUCCUCUCCUGUCGCUCCUCUCACACCUCUCCCCUCUGUCAGUCACUGACCAAUUCUACCCCCUCCUAUAUUUCUUCACUGAUCCACAGGUAUGCCCCUUCUCGGUCUCUCUGCUUUGCCUUCUACUGUCUGCUGCUCGCACCCGUACAGCCAACUCACGUUUGCAGGACUUCUCGCGGGUUGCUCCUUUCCUAUGGAAUAGCCUGCCUACCCCCAUCAAGCUCUCCCCUAGUCUUCAAUCAUUUAAAAAGUGCCUCAAAACCCAUCUCUUUAGGAAAGCUUAUGGCCUCCCAGAGUAACCUCUGCCUCACAUACCUGUCUCUUGCUCUCUCCUAAAGAGCAGCACUCUAUUCUCUCCUCCAGCUCUGCUUCACUCCACCUUGUUUGAUUGCUACGUCCUGUCCUGUUGUGUUUUAUACCCCACCUCCUAUAGACUGUAAGCUUGUUUUAGAGAAAGGUUCCUCAUCAACCUAUUGUUCCUGUAAGUUUUUGUAAUUAUCUCAUUUAUUGUUAAAUCUCCCCCUCUGAUAAUAUUGUAAAGCUCUAAGGAAUAUCCUAUCGCUAUAUAAAUACCAGUAAUAAUAAUCAUAAACGUGCCAGGCAUAUAGAAUGACAUACAUAUACAAUAACCAUCCUGAAUUCCUGAUUCAAAGUGUAACAAUUAGCUGAACAUUUCAUUGAUUACAAUAGUGAUUUCCCCAGCAUGUCCUUUAAUGCCCAGUGUUCCUAUUUACACUUACUCAUGCACUAUGCUCUAUACUAAACUUUAAUUUUGUGUAUAGGACUUUGCUGAUGUACACCUGUCAUACGAUAACUGACAAAGACGCUAAGCUCCUGUGUUCUGAGACACGCACAGAUUAGACUGAUUGAGUUCUGAAAUACUACAAACUUCUAACAAGUUGCUGAGCCCAUAAAUAAUUCAAAAGUCUAAUAGCAUUAUGUAUAUCAUAAAUAAAACUAUUAAUAAAACGAACAAAAAAAGUUUUGCAAUGUUAGAUUUUCUUAGGGGUGUAUGCAACAGAAGACAAAAUCAACCAAUCAUUGACUUUCUGUGCAAAAAGUAUCAUCAUUCAUAUAACAUUAUGUAUUGCUGUUAGUCUACUGCGCAUGUAUAGCACGGCUUAUCUUAAAUCUGCAGUCUGAGUAUCUCUGUGUCAAUUUGACCUAUGAGAAUAAAAAGGGAGUUGCUGCUUGUAACAGAUAGCAGACAAAGAGAAAAUUCUUGCUUUUAACCCCUGCAGACGUGGAAAGACUUAACUAGGACAAAGGCUUUUAACCCUUUUAUUUACCUCUCUCUAUGACAAGUCCCCUUUUCUGACACUGCAGGAGAGAGGGUGAGGCAAGGUAUAUCCAGAUGUACAAAUUACACCUGUGGGACUUUAAUUAGUGCUUCAUCUCUAUUCCCUUGCCGUCACACAACCACAGAACCAUCAAGAAAGAACUGUCCAGAUAUUUCUAGAUACUGGAUAAUAUAUACGUCUCAUUAUGCAAUACAUCCAUAAGUUAAUAUAUAUAUAUCUUUAUAUAGCUCUGUAUGUCUAGGGGAAUAUUCACUAAGCAUUGCAUAGGUAAAACAAUUCAUUUCCCAUCAGAUCCACCGCAUCCCUUGUUUGCUAUAUGUUUAUCUAUUAUAACUUCAUAUUUUUCCUUUUUUUUUUUUUUACUCUUCCCAGGCAACUUCCUCUGGUAAUUAUUUUCCAGUUUGGGGGACCUGUAUGGGAUUCCAAAUUCUUACCGCACUCACCUCUGGGGAGGAUUUACUAAGCGCCACAUCUGCCGAUAAUAUCUCAUUACCACUUCAGCUGAUUAAUGGUAAGCAGUAUAUCCUGCACUAAACAACUCUUCACAUCAGUUACGUUCAAAUAAUAAAGUUUUACAGAGAGAAUACUGCGGACAGUAAUAAUUGGGUGCUGAAGAUCUUUCUAGUGACCACUCUGAUGGCCUUAGUUAAAAAUUCUAAUUUACAUUAAUCUCUCUAGAGGCUAUGGGAAAAAAAGAGAAAUCGUACUGUAGACAGCCCCUAAAUUAUGGAAGAACUGAAAUAAAUGAGAAAUUAAACCAAACCAGUCUAAGUGAGCCUGCUCAGUGUAUUCAUGCCUAGACAGUGAAACUGAUGAUUUGGUUAAUGCAAUAAUUGCAAACUCUACUGAAACUUCAAGAUUAUAACUUUUAUUCUACGCAGGGUCAACUCUGUCUAUGAGUUUGAUACAAUAAUACCAUGUAUUUAUCAGACACUUGGCAAAAAAAUACAACAGCAUUCCAACACUCUUCUCUCCUUUAUGUAGGCAUCACGCUCAAACAACAUUUUGGCCUCACACUGGGCCUUUGUCAAACUUAAAGAAGCUCUGUAACCUUCGGGGUCUUAGCAUAAUUUACAGAUACCCCAAUGGUUACUUUACUGCUUGGUGUGCUGUGGCCACACGGUGCAGGGAAUGCAAAUUUGACCUAUCUGAUGCUGUAUCUCUAGGCAGCCGUUACCUGCAUCCGUUGAAUCCUCUUCUGCUCCUUGGCCUUCAUUUGCUAGGAGCCCACAUCAGUGCUGUACUCUUGUGCACGUCUGAGAGUGCUAAACUGAGGUCAAAGGAGGUUCCCACGAGACCCUCAGUAGAUUCACAAUGAGCAAAACAAUGCCUUAUUCCUUGCUAGAGAUGGCUGGUAGAAGUGACAAAACUUGACAAAUACACCACCACCUUUUUGUCAAGCAGAGGAAAAAGACUAAAGGCAAAGUGGGCCCUACUUUACCUUAUGUAUUUUAGUAGAUAAGAUUGAAAAAUAAAAAGAAUUACACAUUAGAAGUGAGGAAGAGAAGAGGAACAGACUUAAGCAAAAUAAGUAUAGGCCGACAGACGCUUUAACCCUGAAUUAGAGGUUUCCUUUUAUUGAAGUUACUUGGUUAUGUGUACCCUGCCAAGGGCAAGAGAUGUGAGUGCUCACCCUACUUUAUAUAUUUUAAAUCUGCACAUCUGAUGUUUUGUUAACACCUUAAAGGAACACUUUAGUGUUAGAAAUACGAAGAUGUAUUCAUAACACUAUAGUGUCCCUCUGCAUCCAUGGCCCUCCGGUCCCUGAAAGGAUUAAAAACCCUUUUUUUCACUUACCUGAUUCCAAUGCACUUCUCCUCCACCAAUGUCAGCCGAUGGGGGAAAACGAAUGCACAUGUGCGGCGAGUAGGAAAGCAUUGACUUUCCUGUGAUGAAGUGGUCUGGAUGCCUACAGUUUCCCUUUAACUGUGAACAAUGUGCAGAUCUUAUGUAAAACCAUAAAUUACAAAAACACACAUGGCACAACAGCAAGUAUAUUUGAAAGUUGAUGUCAAGGUCAGACUCAUGUUAAGUCUGAACUUUUGCUAUGUAUGCAUUUUAACAUAACCUGUACUGUUUUUUUUGUAUGGAAGCCUUUAUGUUUGAUGAACAGAAUUUUGUUACUGAGCUUUUAAGAUUAGUGUCCAUAGGGAUUGUAUCUAUCACUUUGUGUACUCUGAUCUAGAUAUCUCCUCCAGCAAAAUGUUCCAAAGUGCUUCUCCGGAAUUAUUGCAGGCCCUGAGCCAUGAAAAUAUAACCGCAAACUUCCACCAUUUUGGGAUUACACCGGAGGUAAGAAACACUAGGCAGAAAUAAGACUUUCUAAACAAUAGAAUAGGGUUACGCUGUAUAAAUUAUAUAGGUAGUCUUUAUGGUGUAAUAGCAGGAAUAUUUUAAAAUACAGGAACAUUUCAACUUUCCUAGUAUUAAUACUGUUCCCCAUGAUUAUGAAAUUUGGUGAACAUGCAUUUUGAACAACUUUAUAUUCUACUUGUCAGCUGUGAAUGCACAACACCAGCAAGUGUUUUUGUGAACGUUUAAAAUGAAUUUUAGUAAUUUUCUUUAGUUUUGCGAGAAUGCAGGUGCUUUUUUGAUAAAAAAAAUAUAAAGUGAAAAUCAGCUGGAAACAUACUCCUUCACUCUGGCAUGCCAAACACAGUGAGAAUUAAAGGGACUCUCCAGUGCCAGGAAAACAGUCAGUUUUCCUGGCACUGCAGGUCCCCUCUCCCUCCCACCCCCCAUCCCAUGUUGCUGAAGGGGUGAAAACCCCUUCAGUGACUUAGCUGAGACCCCCGCCGAUGUCCCUCGGGGGUGGUUUUGGGUCGCCGCCACUCCUCCCCUUCAUCACAUCAGCCUGCGGGGGAGACUGAUCCUGCCCGCCGGCUGAGGAGACCUAAUGCGCAUGCGCGGCAAUGCAACGCAUGCGCAUUAGAGCUCUCCGUAGGAAAGCAUUAAAAAUACUUUUCAAUGCUUUCCUAUAGGUAAUUGAGCGACACUGGAGGUCCUCUGUGCUAUGAAGCAGGAAGUGCCCUGUAGUGGCUGUCUAGUAGACAGCCACUAGAGGAGGAGUUAACCCUGCAAGGUAAUUAUUGCAGUUUAUGAAAACUGUAAUAAUUACAGUUGCAGGGUUAAGGGUAGUGGGAGUUGGCACCCAGACCACUCCAAUGGGCAGAAGUGGUCUGGGUGCCUGGAGUGUCCCUUUAAUCAGCUAAAGCUCUUCAAAACAUGGGCCAGGAGCUGACACGUCAAUAGCCCCUUUGUUAAUCUGGCCUAAACAGGUCUUGACCAUGGAGUGAAAGGUGGGGUUCAGUAAAUGGGUUGGGAUUUCAUAUUGAAAUCCUGUGGGAGGGGAAUGUCCAAUGAUGACUUGUAUUGUAGAAAUGUUUGGAGGAGGCAUGGCCCAGGGCAGUAAGGUUAUGCGUCUCGAUUACCACAUUGGCUUUACAUACAAUUAUAGGUUAUAUUUGUAUUUUUCAGACAUUUCUAGCCAAUGAGAAGCUGUCUAACUUUUACCGAAUUCUUUCUACAAACCGUGAUAAGAAGGGAGUGGAGUUUGUGUCUACAAUGGAAGGUGAGCUGAACCAGCAUGUAGUGUUAUAAAGAUUAUAAAAGAAAGUGUUUUGGACAUUAUGAGUUGUUGGCCCAGCUUCUGCAGGUUUCCUCCAUCUUCUUCAUACAUAGCUAUACAGUUACGAUAUUAGUCCUUUUAUUUAGCGAAAGCUGAAUAGUUUUACUUCAAUUAAUAACAACAUAUAUGAGACUAGUACACAUAGAACUAAUGAAUUAUUCAUUGUGAUGAGACACAGGGCUUUUAUGAUUGACAGGUGAGAAUUUUUAAUUAUUCCAGAUAAACGAGGACUGGGGGAAAUACUACAUACAGAGCUUAUGCUGUGACUGAUUGGUUGAAUGGGAACAAAUUCUCACAGACACAAUCCAAAAUCCAAAAUCUUGCAGAAAGCCUUGUCAUGAGAAUGUCAGCUGUUAUAGGUCAUGGUUUGAGAAUGGAAAAACUAUCCAAAAUUAUUGGUUGAUUGAGGAUACUUUAAGACUUUUAAAAUCCUUAUUUUGGGUGAAACAUCACAAUUAAAAAUGAAUUUUUAAUCCAUAGCUCGUAAUUUUCCUAUAUAUGGCGUUCAGUGGCAUCCAGAGGUGAAUCGCUUCCAGUGGCACAGAGAUUUAGCGUAUCCACAUUCUGAAAAUGCAAUAUGGAUUUCACAGUACAUGGCAAACUUCAUCAUCUCUGAAGGUAAAUACAUUGUCUGCGCCAAACAAUGAUUUUAUGCUCUUUAAUACCUUUAUUCCACUGCAUAUUUCAUUCAUGUAGUUGCAUAAUGUUUCCUUGCUAACCACAGCAGCAUAUAUCAUUGGGUAACUCUUACCCUCUCCCCUCUGUUGAUAAUGUAAAGGAAAGGUGUUAAAGCAAUGUUAUAAUCACCCAGACCACUUCAUCUCAAUGAAGUGGUCCAGGGUGCAGUGUCCCUGUCCUUUCAAUCCUACAAUCCUUCAAUGUCUACAAGUCUACCUAUUGUGACUGUCAGUAUGACAGCGACCAGAGGCCAUUCCACUGCACUGACCUAGUAAAAACUCAGUCACAUGACGAGGAAGCCCCCAUAGGAAAGCAUUUCCCAUAAGGAAGGUUGAAUGCACUUGCCGCGCAUUCAAGUUCCAUCUACGAAGAGCAUUGGAGUGUACCGUAACUGAGGAGGCCAUGCCUCCUUCUCCAUGACAUCGCUUGAGGUGGAGAGUAAAAUAAUUUAUUUUUUAUAUUUUCAAUGCAAACAUGAGGUGGGGACCUGUGUAGAGCUAGGGACAGGGACACUAUUGCAUUAUGAAUUGUAUUCCUAGCCCUACAGUGUACCUUUAACACUAUUCUGACUAAAACAAGCAUGCCAUUCCCUCACAGUAGUAUCAGAUCCCUGCCCAAAAAAAUCUGCACAUAGAAUAUGUUUGUCUUGUGGGGAUUCUCAAAACUUUCAAAUUCCACAGUAGAUAUAUCUGUAGAACUGCCAGCGUGAAUUAACUUGUUUGGGACAGGAUUCCACGCAUGGAGGUAGACCAAUCAUUUAGUAACACUACCUAUCUGAUGUAAAUAUAUAAAGAUUGUUUGCCACAUUGACAUUAUCUAUAGAAAGAUGGUACAGGUAUAAUUUGAAAAUGAAACCAGGUUCUAAAUUAUAUUUACACCUAAUCUUCUGGUAUCUCCUUUCAGCUCGGAAAAAUCUGAAUCACUUUGCUAAUGAACAGGAAGAGGAGAAAUCUCUGAUCUAUAACUAUGUUGCCAAAUAUACUGCCAAUAUUAGUGGAUAUGAACAAGCCUAUUUUUUCUAG
Pelobates cultripes (western spadefoot toad) is the source of this 16011-nucleotide messenger RNA. The record is from the annotation of a GenBank genome assembly. Lineage: Eukaryota; Metazoa; Chordata; Amphibia; Anura; Pelobatidae.